Molecule: messenger RNA, 4034 nt
Organism: Paramecium octaurelia
Lineage: Eukaryota; Ciliophora; Oligohymenophorea; Peniculida; Parameciidae
Source: the annotation of a GenBank genome assembly
AUGUAAAAUAUUGAUAAGCAUAUCAAUUUUCUUUGUUCAAAAAUAAAAGGGGAGGAAGGAGUUAAAUACCCCAAAGAAAACAUCGAGUAUAGUUCUGAAGCAUAGCAGUAUUUUAAAGAGAAAUUUCCUCUUGUUUUGUCCAAAAUGAAAUUCAAAUUACAAAAAAAUUAGUUUCAAGAAUUAACAAAUGAUGAAGAUUUCUUAUUAUCUUAUAUGAAACUAUAUAAACUAGAUAGCUCCCAUCAAAUAUUCAAUAAUGCUUUAUAAUGUUUCAUCAGUCACAUCAAUAAUCCAGAAAUAUUAUCAUUUGUGAUGGAUGAAAUCUCUAAAGAAUAUUAGUUUAAUGAAGAUUGGGCUGAAGGGACUGUUCCCAAAUUAAUUGAAUAUAUCAUGAAAGACUAUCAUGUGAGUGAUAUGAUAGAAAUAAUUGUGUUUAUUUUGAAAAAUACGAACUUCAAUUUGGAAUUAAUCUUAAAACAUAUAACAACUACAUUAAAAUUAGCUAAACCAAAGAAAUCUUAUCAAAAGAUUGAUGAUAUGCACCCCCUUUUGAAUUUAAUUACUAAAAUAGUAUCAGUAUUCUCUCCAUCUUUGGAGCAAGUCUAAUAAACAUACAAUUUAAUUUUGGCUGCUUAUAGACAUUUUUUUAGGGAUUUACUAAGAAAUUACGUAGCCUAAUCGCAAGCUUCAGCUGUAGGAGAUUUUCUAAUUUAAUUUAGUGCUCAACUUCCAGAGAAAAUAGAUUCCAUAUUUUGUGCUACUUAAUUAAUUACAUUAUUAGUAAAUGAAAUAGCCAAUACUAUUAGUUAUUUAUAAUACGAGAAAAAGUUAAUGUCUCAAUAGAAGUUAAAACUAUUAGAUUUAGUAAUAAACUUAUAUAAUGGAGAUAGAUUAUAUAUGAUUAAUUUUUAUUUCAAUUUUUACGAUAUCAAAUAAUUGCCUGAUGGAGAUUGCUAUUUAUGUUAAUAUAAGGAUUAAAAAAUGUAUCAACUUAUUGAAAUUGAAACUGAAAAGAAAGAAAAGUUAAUUGAGUGCUGCAAAGGAUGUUUUUGUACCCAAUUACAAUUAAGCAAUAAUUAUGAAGAUUAAGUAUAUUUGCCAACUAUCACAUAUGGUCAUGCAUGCAAAACUAAGUGUAAUUGGAUGAAACUCUAUUAUGAAAAUUAUCUUAUCACUCAAAGUGUCAAUAGUGGGAAAUAAAAUAAAAAAUCAAAAUCCAUCAGCAUAUAAAAAUUAGAUGAAAUUGCUUAAUCUCUAGAAUAAAUGUGCAUUGAUUAUAGCAGAUUAUCAGAUAUACACAUGUAUUUAUGGUACUUCUCAUAUAUGAGUCUGUUAUUCCAGUAGUUAUUUUAAACAUAUUAAAAUAUUGAAUUGAUCUUAUUAGCUUUUUUUGAAGACAAUUCUAUUUAAGUUAGAGCAAAAGUGCUUCAUCAAUUUGAAAAUUAUUGUCUUAAAGUAGCUAAAAUGCAAAUUCCAAAGAAUUAUUGUAAUUUUUAUUUUAAAUACUAGAAUUCAGUUUAUUUAAUACUCAGAACAUAAUUGAAAGGAUAAAGCUAAGGGCACAGGAUAUAUCUAAGCAAAUAAGAGCAAUGAUAGUGCAAACAUUGUUGAAAUUAUGGAAGGAAUGUAAAAUAACAUGCCUAGAUAUUAUUAUUAAUAGGAUGCAAGACAUCGAAAUAUUUGUUAGGAAUAAAACUAUUAAAUAUUGUUUAGAGUUUAUUGACUUAUUUAAGGAGUUGCAGUCAAAUGAUCAAAUCAGAUUUUUUGAAGAGGUCUCCAAAAGGUUGGAAGAAAGAGGAGAAAUUGGAGAAAUAUCAGCCUAAUUGAUUCUUUUACUUUUAGCCACAGAUUCAAAAAAUAGAGAUUAGGAAAUCGCAGAUAAACUGUUAGAAUUAACUAUUGAAACCAAUAAUUAUAAAAUAGACUACGACCGUAUAUAAAGUUUAAUUGAUAAGCUGUCUGACAACAAUAAAAUCAUUGAUAAAUAGGGAAUUUUGCAUUCUUUUAUUUUGAGACUUAUUCAACUUUCGAAUAGUUGUAUUGAUGUUAAGGAAACUAAGUAAUAAAUUAACCAAAUAGAGAAUGUAUUAAAAUUGAUAUAAAUCAUAAUAAAUUAAAAGAACUAGGCCCAACAAUAAACCUUCAUUAAAUAAAUUGAUAAUAUAAUGUAAAUUACAUCCUAUUUUUUGAAUAAAUAGGAAGAAUUUCUCGAUACUCCUUUUGUCAAUAUACUAAAUGGACUGUUUAAGAUUUUAGUGUUUUGUCUUGAAGAUCUUAAUUCUACUGGUAGAAGAAAUUAUGAUAAAAUACCUUUUUAGUUAACAAAGAAGUUAACUAAUUAACUUGAUUACUUAAUUAUUUUUAUAGAAAAGAUAAUAUAUAAAAUUCAUCCGAAAACAGCUUUUGUUAAGACAAUUUUUACUCUUUCGACUUUAUUGGAUUUGAGGUAUACAAAAAAAUAUGAGAACAUUUAUUCAAAAUUUGAAAUAGUAAUGAAAUUAAUUUUAGUAAAAGCUGAAGAGAAUCCUGUAAGCUUUUAGUUUGGUUUAAUAGGAUUUUGUUAGAUUUUUGAAUAUUUUGAAUAUUUUAUAACGAAAACUACUAAAGAUAUAGAAUCCUUCUUAGAGUCUAUGUAGACCUUAUACAAUAGUUUACUUGAAUUUUCUAAAGAAAAGGCAGCUUAGGAGGAGAUCAUUUUCACUUUAUCUAAGAUGUGGGAGAAACUGCCUUAAUUAAUGUUUGAAAGUAGCGAAUUUUUGAAAGAAAACUUGAAAGAAAAUACAUUUUAAGAACCUAUAAUAAUUGCAAUCUAUUAAAUCUUUUAUGAAUCAAUUUUAGAGGCAAAUAGCUAAGCACAGAAACAAUAAUUCAGUUAGAUAGUUGAUAAAAGUUAGCUGGCAUUUAUGAUCAAGGACAUAUUUAAUGUAGUGUUUUAAUAGCAUAUUUUACAUCCAAAUAAAAACAUAAGAGUCUUAGUUUUAAAAUUGAUAGAGUUGCUAUUUGAUAACCAACUCUCUAUUGCCCUUUAAUUUGGAGAUUAUUUGAUAGUAGCAUUAAUGAAUGAUGCUGACAUUGCUGAACCAAUUUUGAAAAAGUGUAUUGAAGUUAGACCUGAGCAUAUGUUAUUAUAAUUUCCAAAAGGAAUUAAGUUGAUGAUACAGAAUUACGCUUCGCUUAAACCCUAUUUUACAGGUUUGGAUAAUUUGUUAAAGAAUUAUACAAUUUCAAAUAAUUAGGUGCUAUGUCAUUCAAUUUAUUAUGAUGUAUGUGCUCAAAAGUUUAGUGAUUUUUUGUUAUAUUUGGAUGAAUCAUAUUUUUUAAAUAAGAUUGAUAGCAGAACAUACUUUAAUCAAGCUCAAUUUAUUUUAUAUUAAAUAAUACAUUUAUAGUACUUAUCUAAACAAGAGAUUAAGCUAAUUUUAAAGGCUUUGCUAAACAGAUUUGACGAUUUCUUAAGCAGAAUAGAGAAAAAGUUGUAACAAUUAAGUGUUGAAAAAGAUUAUCAGAUUAUCAAAGCUAUACUUCUAAAAUUAUUUUAUGCUUAUUAACUUGUGGUUAAACCAGAGUAGAUUUUUGGUGAGAGUAGUUAGACUUUGAGAUAGAUUUACCAAAUGAAAGUGAUGAAACGAAAAUCUUAGAAAAGGUUAAGUAAGAAAGUAGAAAAGGAGAUCCUAUGUUUUGAAAUAUGUCCAAAACAUAUAAAUAAGUUUAAUUAAUAUGUGAAUUCAAGCGAGAUGAAUCUCUAAAUUCAGGAUAGUGAUCUAUCCGAUAGUGAGUAAGACAAAAGGUAGAGUGUUGGAAAGGAGAAUAAAUACAAAUAAGAGUUAGAAUUGAUUGAUGAAUUGUUAGAUUUUUAAUUAGGAGAUUCACAAAGUAUGUUUAAGUUGUUUGAUGAAUUGGGUAUCUUUGAGGAGGUAGAGGAACGAGCUGAAACUAAGUUAUAGGAAGAAGUAGUUGAAGAACCUGAAGAAGAGGCAUAAUAACCAAAAAAGUCAAGGAGAAAAACUACAAAAAGAAGACCUAGAAAAUAUUGA